CCACGCGUUUGUUCAAGGCUAAUAUGGUCACCACUUCGUCCGCACUAGUGGUGUUGAUGCUGGCUGCGAUGGCCGCGUCGUCUGAUGCGCAUAGCAAGAUGUCGCUGCCGAAGCCUACGUGGAUCUAUGAGGACGGCACCAACAGUCCGGCCGGCACGGUGGACAGCUCGAGUGUGCUACCCGUCCCGGACGGCAUGGGGUACGAGGGUGACCCGCUGUCGAACACGGAGGCGUACUGGACGGCAUUCAACGCCAGUAAGUACACGUCUCUCAAGGAGCUCGUGUGGAAGAACGAGGUGGUCAACACAGACUCGCUAUACGGCACGGCCACCAUCGAGUGCGGCUUCUCGUGGACUAACGGCACGGCGCGCGACUUGCCCGAUGAAGUACAAUGGGACAAGCUCACGACUGGCCACGACGGUCCGUGCGAGAUCUGGUGUGAUGACACGCUGGUCUUCGCGGACCAGAACUGUGCUGUCAAUUAUCCCGACAGCCCUGCGAGCUUCCCGUACGAUAAAGCUGCUUGCGAAGGCAAAUCGAUGCUGACCGCUAUCUGGCUAGCGCUGCACAGCCCGCCUUGGCAGUAA
Messenger RNA from Phytophthora infestans T30-4, 587 nucleotides. RefSeq lists its product as uncharacterized. The record is from RefSeq and is a predicted model, not a curated record. Lineage: Eukaryota; Oomycota; Peronosporomycetes; Peronosporales; Peronosporaceae. The coding region runs from base 69 to 587 and encodes 172 amino acids. The transcript has 2 exons.